AUGGGGCAGGAAGUAAAGCUUCAGCACAAUAUGUUGCGAGGGAUGGGGGUGGGGGUGGGGUGGGACGGGUUUAUUAGCGUUACCCCAGUCAUCGGCAUCGUCGGCGUCGGAAGCGGCGGGGCCGGUCAGCCGGUGCGGAUCCAUCAGGCGCAAACGGACAUCGAACUCCGGACGCGGAUGGGCGCGACAGCCCGGGUCCGCUACUUCAAGGGUUCCGGCGGCGGCGGCGGUGGGGAGGAGGGGGAGGUGUGGUGA
This is a messenger RNA of Miscanthus lutarioriparius, 255 nucleotides long. Lineage: Eukaryota; Viridiplantae; Streptophyta; Magnoliopsida; Poales; Poaceae. The record is from the annotation of a GenBank genome assembly.